UUAUCGAUACUUGUUAAAAUAAAUAAAUGUUUGCAAAACUCGAUACAUCGAUAGUGCCAAUCGAUGCUUCACCAAGUCUACAUCUGGACCCAUUGAUUAUAGCUGACAACUCGCUCGCUCACAGAAAUGUUGACACGCCUACAAUGGUUAAAGGCGGUGCCACGCCCUAAUAGCGUGCUGCACAGCCAAAUCGUCAGACGAAAUUUCAAGUCGAACAACAACAAGGCUAAUGGAAUUCGCGGCGUUGUCAACCCAAAGCUGGAAGUUGCAACACAAGGGAUCGAUCGAAUGCCGCAUAUAAACACAGAUCGGCAAUACAAAUAUAGCGAGGGCAAGAUAUAUAAUGGAUUCCAGUGCGAGCGUAUCGAGUAUAUACCCGACUUUGAACUGACUUCGUGCACUCUGCGGCAUUUGGGCACAGGGACAGAAUUCUGGUAUAUUGACCGCAAGGAUACCAACAAUGUGUUCUCCAUUAACUUCCGGACGACGCCAUUCGAUUCGACAGGCAUGCCUCAUAUAUUGGAGCAUCUGUCCUUGUGCGGCUCCAAGAAUUUUCCAGUUCGAGAUCCCUUUUUCAAAAUGCUCAAUCGAUCGGUUGCCACAUUUAUGAAUGCCAUGACUGGGCCCGAUUACACGCUGUAUCCCUUCUCAACCAUGAACGAGGUUGAUUUCCGCAACCUGCAGAAGAUUUACCUGGAUGCCGUCUUUAGACCGAAUCUUGCAUAUCUAGACUUUCUGCAGGAAGGUUGGCGUCUGGAGUACACGGAUUUGCAAAAUCGCGACUCUGAACUCAUUAUUAAAGGUGUAGUCUAUAACGAAAUGAAAGGUGCAUUCUCAGAGAACUCGCAAGUGUUUAUCCAAAACUUGCUGAACAACAUGCUGCCCAGUCACACGUACGGCUUCUGUUCGGGUGGUAAUCCUUUAGAGAUUCCUAAGCUGUCCCACAAAGAUUUGGUUGAGUUCCAUCACAAAUACUAUCAUCCAAGUAAUGCGCGCAUCUUCUGCUACGGCUCCUUUGAUCUGGAGAAGACACUCAAGUUUGUGGAUGAGGAAUACCUUUCUCAUCAUGAGCGUAUUGACAACUCCUACAGCCGCAUUCCACCGCAGGAACGCUGGAAGCAGCCUCGUAAUGUCCACAUACCCAGCAGACUGGAUCGCAUGGGCGCCAGCUUCGAUCGACAGAAUCAAAUAGCAAUUGGUUUGCUGAUGUCUGACAUAACCGAUAUACAGGAGAGUUUUGAAUUGAACGUUCUAUCGGAAGUAAUGGUUCGUGGCCCUAACUCGGUUUUCUACAAGAACCUAAUAGAACCAAACUUUUCUGGUGGCUACAAUCAAACCACUGGCUUCUCUGCCGAUUGCAAGGAUACCUAUUUCGUAGUGGGUCUACAGGAUCUAAAGGUUGAAGAUUUCAAGAAGUUCAACGAACUUUUUGAGCAGACUGUGCAGACUACGAUCAAAGAAGGCUUUGAGUCGCAGCAUAUCAAAAGUGUACUUCAUAAUCUGGAAUUGUCAUUGAAACACCAGAGUCCUCACUUUGGCAACGCUUUACUAAUCAACUCUACAUCGUUAUGGAAUCAUGAGGGUGAUGUUGUUGCUAAUCUGCGAGUAUCGGAAAUGAUUGCUACUCUGCGGCAGAGAUUGAAGGAAAAUAAGAACUAUCUGCAAGAGAAGGUUGAGAAAUAUUUCUCAAGUAAUAACACACAUAGACUCACACUGACAAUGUCGCCAGAUGAAAUGUACGAGGAGAAUUUCAAACAGGCUGAGGCUGAGAUGCUUAAACAAAAGAUUAGUGCGCUCGACAGUAAAAAGUUAGACGAGAUCUAUCAGAAUGGCCUCAAACUGGAGGCAUCUCAAAAAUCGAUUGUUAAUACUGAUGUGUUGCCCUGCUUGUCGCUGACCGACGUCAAGGAGCCGCCAAAGUUGCCUCAAAUUACUAUGGAGACCGUUCAAAAUGUUCCCACCCAGUUGUGCAAGGUGCCCACCAACGAAAUCACCUAUUUAAAGUGCUUGUUCAAUAUCACUGGACUAACACGAGAGGAGAUCAUGCUAGUGCCUCUCUUCUGCAAUGUGAUCAACGAUAUGGGCACAAAUAGCCGCGAUUUCCGUGAGUUCGACAAAUUGGUUCUUUCUAAGACGGCUGGCAUCGACUUUAAGCUAAACUUUGUCGAGAAUGUAAAGGAUGCCAAGACAUAUCGCCUUGGAUUGAUGAUGACGACGCAUGCACUUGAUAAGAAUGUUUCGGACAUGUUCUGUCUAAGCGAAGAGUUGUUGCUCAACUUUAAAUUGGAAGACACGGAUCGUCUGCAGAUGCUGAUUGAGAACUAUAUUUCAAAUAUAUCUGUGGGCAUCACAAGCUCUGGACAUUUGUACGCCAUGUUAAGUGCCGCUGGACUAGUCACAGAUGCUGGGCAAUUGAAAUCAUUGUUGUCGGGAUUGGAUCACAUAGGAUUUAUGAAGAAGUACGUGCAGGAAACGAGCACUGGCGACAUUCGGGAUAGGUUAAAGAGCAUUGGUUCCAAGGUCUUUAGCAAGAACAAUAUGCGUGCUGCAAUUAACAGCUCGGCAGCUUAUCAAUCGACUGCCUUGGAGCAUUAUACGCAAUUUGUGAAUAGUUUGCCAAGUCACGAAGAAAUGAAGACGGAUAUUGACAUAAAUUUGCUGCAGCCCGGUCUGCAACAUUAUUUAAUGAAUAUUCCUGUCAAUUACUGCUCGAAAACGUUCUUUGCCGUGCCCUAUUUGCAUGAGGAUCAUCCAGUGUUGCGGGUGCUGGCGAAAUUGAUUUCUGCCAAGUAUCUGUUGCCGGUGGUUCGUGAACAGAAUGGAGCAUAUGGCGCUGGCGCCAAGAUUGGUUCCGAUGGCAUUUUUAGCUUCUUCAGUUAUCGCGAUCCGCACUCUAUUAAGACACUUCGAGCGUUCGACAAUACUUACGAGUGGCUGCAAGCCGAGAACGAAAAACUGGAUCAGCAGACACUUUUCGAAUCGAAGCUAGGCGUGCUGCAGCAACUGGAUUCACCAACUGCACCGGGGAACAUUGGCAUUGACAACUUCCUCUAUGGUGUUUCACAUGAGAUGUUUGUCAAAUAUCGUUCUCGUGUGCUCUCCGUCACCGUCGAUGAGCUGCGAUCUGUAAUUGACAAAUAUUUUAAGGAAGAACCCAAACACUAUAGCAAAGUCAUCUUGGGGCCAGCCAACGAUAAACUGGAUAAUGAGAAAUCCGGAUUGAAAUGGAAUGUCAUAUCCUAAGUGUAGCAUUUUGUAAUAAGAAAUAAGACUGUAAAUAGUUAUGCAUAACCUCAUACUCACAUUCAACAUUUGUUCUGUUUUUGAUCGUAUUCUCAAUUAAGAUAAUUACGAUUGGCCUUUUUUCUUCUUUUUGUUCGUUCUUCUCUAUCGCAAACGUUAAAUAAUUGUUAUUAAAGGAUAUUUAAAUGACGUUGUCUUUCAACAAACAAACAACUGUUGCUUAAUGUUGCUUGGUGGAGAAUGAAUGGAACACUUUUGUGAAAGUUUGUGUUUUUUUGCUGUUGGAAGUUACGCUAGGGUACUUUUUUUUAAUUUGGUUUAUGUAGCAUAUUUGCCAAAAGUAAACCUGAAAAUUUUAAACCAAACCAAAUUAAUGCAAUGAGGAGCAAGCUCAAAUAUUGCACAUAUGUCUAUUGGUCGCUAGAUGGCGCCAUCAGAUC
Molecule: messenger RNA, 3683 nt
Organism: Drosophila nasuta
Lineage: Eukaryota; Metazoa; Arthropoda; Insecta; Diptera; Drosophilidae
Product: presequence protease, mitochondrial
Exons: 3
Coding region: 127-3243 (1038 amino acids)
Biological process (GO): protein processing
Cellular component (GO): mitochondrial matrix
Molecular function (GO): metal ion binding; metalloendopeptidase activity
Source: RefSeq, a predicted model, not a curated record